UUGAAAGUUGUGAAGGGUGAUAGGAAGCUCAGAGCAUGAAAAAGCGCAGUUGUCUAAACCCACCGCAUGGUCGUACGACAAACUAUGCUGAAGACACUUGUCCGUUUCCAUUAAACGGCUUUAGAUACUUUGCGUCCAGAGCGCACUCUGGCUUUGUUUUCAGUCGAACCGGCAGUUGAACUGCAGACUGUUACGCUUUUGAAGACGUUAGAGGGACCCGACGGAGUUUCAAACCGGAGACAUGCGCUCUGUGGACGGACUGCUGGCUGAGUGCUGAACCCAGAGACAGACUCCAGCAACUUUGUUUCCACGCGCGUGGCGAGUACCCAGACCAGCAUCUUAUUUAAUAAAGGCGUGAAAGACUGAAAAUAUUUUUAAGAGGCAGCACGUGUAGGAUUUUCCCGAGCAAUUAAAAGUUGACUUUUGCAUGGACACGUACGUGGCUAUGGUGGAGCAAACGAACAGCACAGACGUGCCGUCCGGCGACUCCAUCGAUUCGGGGGAGAUGGACCUAGACAUGGACGCCUCACCGACCCCCGGCUCCCCAAACUCAACUGGGGAUAAAAUGGACAUCGCGUGGUGCAAGACGCCAUCCGGACAUAUCAAGAGGCCAAUGAAUGCAUUCAUGGUUUGGUCGCAGAUAGAAAGGCGCAAGAUCAUGGAACAGUCGCCGGACAUGCACAACGCGGAGAUCUCCAAGAGACUUGGCAAACGCUGGAAACUUUUAAAAGACAGCGAUAAGAUCCCCUUCAUACGCGAGGCUGAACGACUGCGGCUCAAGCACAUGGCAGACUAUCCUGACUACAAAUAUCGACCUCGGAAGAAGGUGAAGUCAUCCAGCGGCAAAAGCGUAGAGAAGGGGGAGCGCGUCAGCGGCAGCCCGGGCGCGAAGUCUGCAUCCAAAAAGAGCUCGAAAACUCUUAGCAGGACGCACAGAAAGUCCGCUGCGCUUGAACUGCCUUCUCACUCAGUCCCUGCAGACCACCACGCUCUCUACAAAUCCAGGUCCGCGUCCGCCGCAAAGCAAAUACCCGACAAACCAGCAAAACGCGCGCAUGUGUUCGGAGGAUGCAGCACUGACAGCAGCCCGCCCUCCGUCGCUGUGCCCGCCAGUCCCACUCUGAGCAGCUCGGCGGAAUCCAGUGACCCGCUGAGCCUGUACGACGACGGACUCGCCAGCGGAAAAGAAGACACCGAGUCCGCGGCGCGCUACAAAUACACACGCGCACCGUCUCCAACGCCCUCCGCGUCGCACUCAUCCUCCUCACAUUCAUCUUCGUCAGACGAGGAGUUCGAGGACGAGCUUGCGGACCUUAGUCCCGGCUUUGACAGCUUCAGCACCUUUGGCACUGCGCCCCUGGACAGAGACUUGGAGUUCAAUUUUGAGUCUGGCUCCGGCUCGCACUUUGAGUUCCCCGAUUACUGCACACCAGAGGUGAGCGAAAUGAUAUCAGGGGACUGGCUCGAAUCGACAAUAUCCAACUUGGUAUUCACUUAUUGAACUAUAGUAACGAAUCUGAUUUAAAAGACAGAUUGAGAAAAAUAUAUCUUUAUGACUGUCGUAAAGACGGAGGGCUGAAAAGUCCUCCGAGACGAGUCAGACAACGAGUCAACGACACGAUUCCUCCUGUUUAUCAUGCAUCAGAGACUGUGGGUUUUCAUUAUCCACUGACAAAAGUGCAGAUGAAAGUGCUUAGCUUGCUCGUUUGGUGCUGGAAGGAGUGACUUGACGCGCGCGCUUUGGAAGAAGAGGACGGCAUUGCGCGGUGGUGAAGUUCAACUUAUCCACCCGCUUUAACGUAAAAAAGGGACGUUUAAAAACAGUCUGGUCAAAUGCUUGUUUUGGUGGAGGUACUGAACGGAGAAAGGCGUUUUGUGACCAGAAUCGCAUGCUUUCAUUACGAUGUAACCGCGAAAGCGUAACUGGUGUUGAUUCAUUGAAACGGAACGGCAGCGCUUCAUCAGACGCAAAAAGACACACAAUCACCAGCUUUUCUGUCGACAUGACAUCAGGAUUCAAACGCAACUCAGAUGAUUCAACUCUUUACACUACAAAUCAGGACCAAAAUUCAUCCGAGGAGCGUUCUGUCUCUCUCUCUCUCUCUCUCUCUCUACUUUUCACUUUUCCAUCAUCUCCCGACUAACUUUUCCGUGCUGGCAUUUUUAUAUCGAUGUAUUUAUAAUGGCCCAACAGUGCUCCUCCUUUCCCCUCUCCCCCCUCUUCAAUUGUGUUCUAGUCUGUCUGUUGUGUGUAUAGUCUGCACAUGCACAUGUCCGUCUUUGUCGCGGAAGGGCUAGACUCGUUUCGUAUUAUUUAAUUGACCUCUCAUGCGGAAAGGAGAUUAAAUGUUUCAUUAUUU
This is a messenger RNA of Triplophysa dalaica, 2360 nucleotides long. It is a transcript of the gene sox4a, whose product is annotated as SRY-box transcription factor 4a. Bases 428 to 1501 code for a protein of 357 amino acids. The record is from RefSeq and is a predicted model, not a curated record. The transcript has a single exon. Lineage: Eukaryota; Metazoa; Chordata; Actinopteri; Cypriniformes; Nemacheilidae. Gene Ontology annotation, molecular function: DNA-binding transcription activator activity, RNA polymerase II-specific; RNA polymerase II cis-regulatory region sequence-specific DNA binding. Gene Ontology annotation, biological process: anatomical structure morphogenesis; cell differentiation; positive regulation of transcription by RNA polymerase II.